UGUCCGGGUCGCCCCGGGUGUGUUUUUUUUGCACGUGGGAACGCGGGUUGGGGACGCGGGUUCCCCAAAAGAUGCGGCUCCUUCGCGUCUGGAAGAAGAUCUGGGCGAGGAGGGGCGGCCCACGCCGACAAUACACGACAGCGGCUCUUCCGUCCCAAGUUGCCGAGCGCCUGGCGUUAUACCAGCGGCUGAAGGCCGCGGCAGACGAGCGCCAAGCCGAGCAAAGCCUCCGGGGGAAGCGCCCAAUCUUGGUUUCCUUGCCAGGCGGCCGAAGCGUCGAGUGCGAAUCCUGGACGACCACCCCUUAUCGGCUGGCCUUGCAAAUCAGCCAGAGUCUGGCGGAGACCGUGGUAACGGCACGGGUGAACGGAGGCCUUUAUGACUUGGAUCGUCCUCUGGAGGGUGACGCCACUGUGGAAUUUUUGGGGUUUGAUUCUCAGGCCGGGCAAGAGCUGUUCUGGCAUUCCAGCGCCCACCUCCUGGGCGAGGCUGCUGAGCGCUUCUAUGGUGCCCUGUUGUGCCACGGGCCCAGCACCGAGCAGGGCUUCUUCUAUGACCUGUAUUUGGACGAGGAUCGGAAGGUGUCCAGCAAAGACCUCCCUGACCUGGAAGAGCUCUGCAAAGCGACCGUCGCAGCCCAGAUCCCUUUUGAACGGCUGGAGGUUUCCCGAGAGGAUCUGCUGGAGCUCUUUAAGCACAACCGAUUCAAACUGGAUAUCAUCAGACGGCGGGUGAAGUCUCGGACUGCCACCGUGUACAGAUGUGGGACGCUAGUCGACCUCUGCCAGGGCCCCCACCUCCGGCACAGCGGGGAGAUCCGAGCCCUGAAGCUCCUCAAGAACGCUGCCACCUCCUGGCAAGGAGGCCCCUCCGGAGAGCCCCUGCAGCGCAUCUAUGGCAUCUCCUUCCCCAGCGCCCGGCAGCUGGCCGCCUGGGAGGAGGCCCAGGAGGAGGCUGCCCGGCGGGACCACCGGCGUAUCGGAAUGGACCAGGAACUUUUCUUUUUCCACCCGCUGAGUCCCGGGAGCUGCUUCUUCCUCCCCAAAGGGACCCACAUCUACACGACCCUCGUGGACUUCAUCAAGAGCGAGUACCUCAAGCGCGGCUUCUCCGAAGUCGUCACCCCCAACAUUUUCAACGCGAAGCUCUGGGAAACCUCCGGCCACUGGGAGCAUUACGGCGAGAACAUGUUCUCCUUCCCGGUGGAAGGCCAGACGUUCGCCCUCAAGCCCAUGAAUUGUCCCGGCCACUGCCUCAUGUUCGGCCACCGGCCCCGAUCCUGGCGGGAGCUGCCCCUGCGGCUGGCUGACUUCGGGGUCCUCCACCGCAAUGAGUCCUCGGGGUCUCUGACGGGGCUGACGCGGGUCCGGCGCUUCCAGCAGGAUGACGCCCACAUCUUCUGCUCCAUUGAUCAGCUGCAGGGGGAGAUCAGAGGCUGCCUGGACUUCCUGCAGGCCGUUUACUCCGUCUUUGGGUUCACCUUCCGCUUCUUCCUCUCCACCCGCCCUGAACACUUUCUCGGGGACCCCCCGCUCUGGGAUCAGGCCGAGCAGCUGCUGGAAAAAAGCCUCCGGGAGUUUGGGCAGCCGUGGGAACUCAACCCCGGGGACGGCGCCUUCUACGGGCCCAAGGUGGACAUUCAGAUCCAGGACGCUCUGGGGCGGUACCACCAGUGUGCCACCAUCCAGCUGGACUUCCAGAUGCCGCUUCGCUUCGACCUCUCCUACAAGGGAAGGGACGGCGGGGCCCCCGAGAGGCCGGUCAUGAUCCACCGGGCAGUGCUGGGCUCCGUGGAGAGGAUGCUGGCCAUCUUGGCCGAGAACUACGGGGGCAAAUGGCCCUUCUGGCUGUCCCCCUCCCAAAUCAUGGUGAUUCCAGUGGGCCCCGAUGCAGAGGAGUACGCUGGCGAGGUCCACCGGAUCUUCCGCCAGGCGGGGUUCCAGGCAGACCUGGAUGCCGAUUCAGGAGAGACCCUCAACCGGAAGAUCCGAAAAGCCCAGUUGGCCCAGUACAACUUCCAGUUUGUGGUUGGCCGGAAGGAGGUGACCCACCGCACCGUGAACGUCCGCAGCCGCGACAACCACCGUCACGGCGAGAGAGAUUUGCACCAGGUGCAGCUCCGGCUGCGGGAACUCCAGGAGACGCGGGUCAGAAACGCGGAGGAGGUCUUCUGAGCCAAGGGCAGGCGGGGCCUCCGCAGGGCUGCCGGGCCUAGUCCUCACCGAGGAGCGCCAAGGCUGAGAAGGGCUCAGGAUGCCUCCC
This is a messenger RNA of Pseudonaja textilis, 2262 nucleotides long. Its product is annotated as threonine--tRNA ligase 1, cytoplasmic-like. The record is from RefSeq and is a predicted model, not a curated record. Gene Ontology annotation, biological process: threonyl-tRNA aminoacylation. Lineage: Eukaryota; Metazoa; Chordata; Lepidosauria; Squamata; Elapidae. Gene Ontology annotation, molecular function: threonine-tRNA ligase activity; ATP binding. Gene Ontology annotation, cellular component: cytoplasm; mitochondrion.